GGAGUUACGUUCAGGUAACGUUAGUUGCGUAACGUUACGUAUAAAAACGUAACCCCCCCCCCCCCCACAGUUUUAAUGGUAUAAGCGACAGAAACAGGUUGGCGUACCAGACUUUUUUUUUUUAUGAGGCUCCUGUCACUUUAACGUCACUUUACCGUCAAACUGUCCAACAUGGAGCCGGCUGUGAACGCGUUAGCCUGCAAUGGGAAAGCUGCUAUUCUAACCGUCGGCGUUGUUGCAGUUCUGGGAUUUGUUGGUCUCGGAUAUAAAUACCUGCGAAAGCCAGAAAAAGUUGUUCGCGUGGGAGUGGUGUCGAAGCUCCUCAUUCACCCACUGAAAUCUGGCAAAGCGGUGUCUGUGACUCUGGCAGAAUGCCAACGGAGGGGUUUGAAGUUGGGCGACAUGCAGGACCGGCACUGGAUGGUGGUCACGGAGGACGGCCACAUGGUGACGGGCCGACAGCAGCCCAGUAUGGUGCUGGUGUCCCUGACCAGCCAGCGAGGUCAGGUCUGUCUGAACGGCCCAAACAUGGAGGAGCUGAGAUUCCCCAUCAAACAGUCCGACAACGCCAUCAUCGACUGCAGAGUGUUUGGAGUCGACAUUCAGGGAAGGGAUUGUGGCGACGAACCGUCUCGCUGGCUCACUCGUUAUCUGGGGGAGGAGAAAACCUUUCGCCUAGUGCACUAUGAACCAGAGAUGACGGCCAGGAGGUCGGAGGAGAGCAAGCCUCUUCCCUCACCAAUCGAGGAGGUGGUCUAUGCAGAUAUGGGACCUGUGAUGCUGCUGUCCGAGGCCUCUGUCAAGGAUCUCAACAAAAAAUUAGAAGAGGACGUCACGAUAGAGCGUUUCCGCCCAAACAUUGUCAUCAGUGACUGUGGAGCGUUCGACGAGGAUUCGUGGGACAAGAUCCAGAUUGGCAACGUGCGGCUACAGCGUGCGAUGUCAUGUGGACGAUGCAUUUUCACCACCGUUGACCCUGAAACAGGUGUAAUCACCAGAAAGGAGCCUCUGGAAACACUGAAAAGCUAUCGUCAGUGUGAACCAGCCGAGAAGCACAUCUACAAAACGUCUCCGUUGUUUGGACAGCUGCACAACGUGAUGAAGACGGGGAUCCUGCAGGUCGGCGACGUGGUGUACAAGAUCAGCCGUUGAUGGAGGGAGUCGGGGAGUUAAAAACAUGCCAACAUUAUCAUGGUGUGAUCAAAGAAACCACUUGCAUAGAUGAAGUCAGAAGAGGUCUAACAACAUUCCCACUGCUCAUUAAAUCCUGAAAGUGCAAUUAAACUUUGUAACAC
This is a messenger RNA of Cyclopterus lumpus (lumpfish), 1295 nucleotides long. It is a transcript of the gene marc1, whose product is annotated as mitochondrial amidoxime reducing component 1. Lineage: Eukaryota; Metazoa; Chordata; Actinopteri; Perciformes; Cyclopteridae. Gene Ontology annotation, cellular component: mitochondrial inner membrane. Gene Ontology annotation, molecular function: pyridoxal phosphate binding; nitrate reductase activity; molybdopterin cofactor binding. Bases 172 to 1152 code for a protein of 326 amino acids. The transcript is spliced from 7 exons. The record is from RefSeq and is a predicted model, not a curated record. Gene Ontology annotation, biological process: nitrate metabolic process.